Messenger RNA from Saccharomycodes ludwigii, 1014 nucleotides. RefSeq names its product Sgt2p (gene SGT2). Lineage: Eukaryota; Fungi; Ascomycota; Saccharomycetes; Saccharomycodales; Saccharomycodaceae. The transcript has a single exon. Gene Ontology annotation, biological process: post-translational protein targeting to endoplasmic reticulum membrane. Gene Ontology annotation, molecular function: protein binding; molecular adaptor activity. Gene Ontology annotation, cellular component: TRC complex; membrane. The record is from RefSeq and is a predicted model, not a curated record. The coding region runs from base 1 to 1014 and encodes 337 amino acids.
AUGUCUGCUGAAAACAAGGCCAUUGCCGCAUUAAUUAUCGACUUUUUAACCGCUGUAACUGGCAAGAAACAAGUAAGCGAAGAUAGCAUCGACUCUUUAAACGUUGCAAUUGAUUGUAUUUCCGAGUCUUUUGAAAUAGAGAGGGAUGAUGUCAGUUCUAUUAUUAAAAACAAGUUCGAUGGCCGUUCAUUAGCUGAGCUAAUCGGACAAAAACCUGCCGUUAUCCCUGUUGCCCCCGCCUCUGCUGCCCCUGUUGUUGAUGGAACUGUUGACAUUAACAUUGAUGAGGAAGAAGAAUUGGAAACCAAAGCCAAAGCUGAAACUCUGAAAUUAGAAGGUAACAAGGCUAUGGCUGCUAGAGAUUUUAAAUUAGCCGUCCAAAAGUAUACUGAAGCUAUUGAUACAUUAGCCACUAAUCCAAUCUAUUAUGCAAAUAGAGCUGCCGCUUAUUCUUCUUUGAAAGAAUACGAUAACGCUGUAAAUGAUGCUAAGACUGCUAUACAGCUUGACCCAAGCUACUCUAAGGGUUACUCCAGAUUAGGGUUUGCUCAGUAUGCUUUAAAUAAACCGGAAGAAGCUGUGGAGGCCUACAAAAAAGUUCUAGAUUUGGAGGGUGACAAAGCCACAGAUGUUAUGAAGAGAGAUUACGAAACUGCCAAAAAGAAAGUUGAAAGUUCUUUGCAAGGUGACGUAGCUAUUUCCAAAGACAUUAAUGACACUCAAGAAUCUGCUGGUGCUUCUACCGCUGGCACAGGUGCUGGUGGUUUGCCAGAUAUGUCCAGUUUAUUAGGCGGCGGGUUGUCUGGGUUAUUGAAUAAUCCGCAAGUUAUGCAAGCUGCUGAGCAAAUGAUGAAGAACCCAGGUGCCUUGCAAGACAUGAUGAAUAAUCCAGCUAUUAAACAAAUGGCAGAAAAAUUCUCUUCAGGUGGCGGUAUGCCAAGCAUGGGUGACCUAAUGAAUGAUCCAGCAUUAAAAGAUAUGGCUGGUAAGAUGUUUGGUGGCGGAAAGAAGUAA